Molecule: messenger RNA, 1577 nt
Organism: Oppiella nova
Lineage: Eukaryota; Metazoa; Arthropoda; Arachnida; Sarcoptiformes; Oppiidae
Source: the annotation of a GenBank genome assembly
AUGCCGCAAAGGGAUAACUCUGGGGGCCGGGGGGCCAAUGACGACGACAAUGAGCGCCAGAUGGAUGACAAUCGGCCACUACCCUGGUGGCAGGAAUACCCCGGCAACCCCACUCCACUCGAGCCACCGUUAUGGGCAGUUAAUGCAACCCCCGUCAGUCGCGCUGACGAUAUUUACCCCGAUAUGGAGGGACCGGAUGGUCAGAGCCUCUGCAGGUACUGUCAAACAGUGCCGGCGGACCAAUGCCUCGAUUUCUACGCGUGCGAGUGUAGGGGCUCAUUGGGAAUGGUAUGUAUCGAUUGUUUGCGAGCAGUGGUGUUGAGCCGACAAAUGAAAACCUGUCCGGAGUGUUACACCCCUUACAGGUUUGUGAAUUACAUACGCGAGCCCAGGAGUUGGGGGUUAUUCUGGCGAUCCCUAUACCACGCGGCGAACCCCUUUGGUCGCAACCCCCUACUGAGCAUCGCCUACGCCAUAGCCAUUUUCUUGGUGUCUGUCGUGGUAUACAUGCUUAUGGGUAGACUACAUGUGCCGCACGGGUUGGUGUGGGCAGUGGUGGUGGUCAUCCUGUGCCUUAUUAUCGGCACCCGUGUGAUGGCCCGCAUGAACAGGUUGGUAGACAUCCGUCGUUAUGCGCAUACGUUUCCCACUGGCUAUGCCCUGUCCUCCCAUUCCCCUCAUAUACUACUCACUUACUCAUACACUACCCUCUUGAGCACCGGUACCCUCGUCAUCGACUAUUGAAUAUCAUAUAUAUAAAGGACUCCCAUAUCGACUCAACCACUCAAUACGUAACCAUCCGUUGGUCUAUCCGUUGGUCUCUUAUUGUUCGUCCUCUCAAAAGAUAUAACCUUUAAAUACAUAUAAAAGUCAGCGCCGACUGACUACCAGUCCACUCGUGUGAGCGCCUGUAUAUCCAGUGCAUAGCAUAUUGUUUUUUCAUCGCAAAUAAUUGUCUUUUGGGUCCAAAAGAUAUAUCACUUCAAGCGAUAAAUCAAACCCAAAAGCGACAGACGAUAGAGAAAAAAGUCUACCGUUUCUCGCCAUCACUACCACCGCUAUAAUAUCACUUGAAAUCCAUUUCCACUGAGCACUGGGAGCUUAAUAUCACACCGAACUCUAUACUCACCAUGAAUUCCACGCUAACUAAUUGUAUUGUAAUCAUAAUAUUCUGCAACAUAUGUCUGAACACAAUCGCCGCGCCGUUGGGUAAUUGGGCGAUGUUUGAGGAGGACCUACGACAACAGUUGCUGCCCUACCGGCGCGAUCAGCGGCUCCAGUCGGAUAAGUCGGUGAUCGAGUCACUCGUGAGGUCCCGACAGAAUCAGCUCCGGGCGGCCGACCGCAUACGGUUCCGGCGUAACGGUCUGGACGAGUCGUCGGACGUCGGCAAAAACGACUUGGAGUCAGCCCUCAAAUUACGGGAACGCCUAAUGCGAGCAUCCGAUGGCAUACGGUUCCGAAAACGUGAUAUUAAUUCCUAUAAUCAUUAAUAAAUCACUUAUUUAUCGUAUGAUUGGAUAAGAAUUUUAUUAUGAUUUAUAUUUUUAUCGAUUCAUAUGUAUGUAUAAAAUGAG